Molecule: messenger RNA, 1031 nt
Organism: Cuscuta campestris
Lineage: Eukaryota; Viridiplantae; Streptophyta; Magnoliopsida; Solanales; Convolvulaceae
Source: the annotation of a GenBank genome assembly
GAACCCGCCAUUGUAAGGGGACGACCCAAGCAAUUACACACUUAAUUAAAGAAUAUUAUUGAGUGGAUACAUUUUUCCGAUUCAUAGUUCGUUCUUGGUCCGCCAUCUGAUCCGGUUAAUCCCAUCAUUGGUGCUUCCAUUGAGAGAAACUGUGAGAUAAAACUGUGAGACUAUGGCCGGACGAAGGACGAGACGUAACAACGCCACUUCCGCCCAGUCGACGGUGAGGAGUGACCACCCUGAACAAGGCAUGAUCGUUCCUGUCAAUGGGCUGGAAACAGCGUUGAAUAAUGUGGCUAACAUGAUGGCCAACAUUAUGGAACGCUUGGAUCAGGCUCUUCCUGGCCCAUCCGGUACCCGGAAUAUCCCUGCCGGGCAGCCCUGCCAGGUCCUGCGUACUGCCAGUUCUCCCAUCCUCCAGGAACUUCAUGACCCGGAGGAGGUCGAGAGGGAGAGACAGGCCAUCGUCAGGCACCAGGCAGAGGAGAUGGCCCGAAAUAAUAGGGCGAAGGGGAAUCGAACCAGGGCUGUGAGUCAAAUCAUAGGUAACGGAAAUGAGAACCCGCAGGGGACAGUAUUUGAAAGGAUAUCUCACCAGAGGGCUCACGUUAGUGAGAGGCUGGAGAAGAAUCCGGACAAGGCGCCCCAGGGUUGGGUACGACCCCAGGCCAGCCAAGUGGCAUCCUCCAACCGCGAACCACGGCAGCGAGCCGGCCGCGGUGGGAGCCAAGCCCCGAUCCGGUCAUUGGUGGUCUUGGACGAGGAAGAAGUUCAGAGUCAGGCCAGGGUCCCAGCACCGCAGCGUCUAGGGCCGCAAGUACCGGAGGCUGGCGAGUUCCAGGACUUGAGGCAGCAGAUCUAGGAGAUGCAGAGGAAGAUAAACAGGGGACGAGUAUUCACUACCCGGAUGAAUACUCCGCUCGCCCCCGAGAUCUUUGCGGAACCAUAUCCGCAGGGCUUCAAAAUGCCAUUUGUCAAGCGUUAUGAUGGGGAAUCGGAUCCCCAAGAACACAUAAAUAGCUAUGUCCAGG